AAGAAUCGACAAAAUUAAGAAAACAAACAGAAAAUAAAAUAAAAUAAAAAAGACGCUCUUUUCUCUUGGGUUCGGGCUUGGUUCCAGCUGAGAAACCCGAACUAAACGAGCCUACACAGAAACCUUGAUUUUCUUCAACUUCUAUUAUAUGUCUACCCUCCCGUUGUGCCGCAACCUCUCUGACGAUUGUCAUCAUCUUCGCUCUGCCUCACCUCACUUUCUCCCUCCAUCUCAGAUAUGUCUAUAUAGGCCAUCGACAAUGGCAAUCGAGCUCAGCGCUUAGUGGCCUUUUCAGCUUGAGGAAGCAGAGACUGUUCAUGGAUGACUUCCAUUGUGGACGCACUAAACCAGAUCACCAUCAAGCACUCAUGGAACACUAUUUACCCACAACUCCGCCUCCAUCAUGUUCAUAUGAUGAAAAGUUAAGCUGAUAAUCAAUCCAUUAUUCCUCUUCAGCACACACUGAACUCACUGAACAACUUCAAAAAAAUCAAACGUUAAGCUUUGUGAGCACUAUUUUAUGUCUGGCUUGUGUCCAUCAUCUUCUUCCUCAUCUUUCUCUUCCCAUGGCCCUCACACCCCAUUCUAUCUUCACAAACCCAAUGCCUCAAUUUGCAAACUUUCGGUUCUUCUCAUCCUUACAAAGACUCAAAACCUUUCCUUUUUCCAUCCACCAAAUGGGUAUGGCUUCUGUUGCCGAUACCCUCUAUACCCAUCUUCACAAAAACGAUGACAGUGUUGAAAAUUCAUUGUCUAAGGUUAAACCCAAAUUGGACUCAAAAUGUGUCAUUCAAGUUCUGAGCAAGUGCCAUCCCAAGCAACCUCAAUUGGGUGUUAGGUUUUUUGUUUGGGCUGGGUUUCAACAUGGGUAUAGGCACAGUGCUUAUAUGUACAGAAAAGCUUGCAAUUUGCUUGGGAUUAGUGAAAAUCCUCAGAUUAUUUGUGAUGUGGUUGAGUCUUAUGAGGCUGAAGGGUGUCUAGUCACUGUUAACAUGAUUAGGGAGGUGCUGAAGCUGUGUAAAGAGGCUCAGCUUGCUGAUGUGGGUUUGUGGGUGUUGAGGAAGGUGGUGAGUUUUGACUUGAAUGCUGACACUGUGAUGUAUAAUGUAGUUAUAAGGUUGUAUUGCAAGAAGGGUGAUAUUGAAGUGGCUGAGAAGUUGGUGAGGGAGAUGAGUUCGAAUGGUCUUAGUCCUGAUUUGAUUACUUUUAUGGCUGUAGUUGAGGGGUUGUGUGUUGCGGGUCGAGCUGAAGAUGCUUACUCUGUGCUCAAGGUUAUGAGAGGGCAUGGAUGUUUGCCCAAUUUGGUGGUUUUGUCAGCCGUUUUAGAUGGGUUGUGUAGGUGUGGAUCUAUGGAACGGGCAUUGGAGUUGUUGGAGGAAAUGGAGAAAAGUGGGGAUUGUAGUCCAAAUGUUGUUACUUAUACAUGUGUGAUUCAAAAUUUCUGCAAGAGAGGGCAGUGGAGUGAAGCAUUGGAUAUUUUGGAUAGAAUGAGAGCUUUUGGGUGUCAUGCUAAUCAUGUUACUGUUUUUACUUUGAUUGAGAGCCUUUGUGCCGACGGUCAUGUUGAUGAAGCUUAUGGGUUGAUUGAUAAGUUUGUGGUGGAACAUGGUGUUUCGUACAGUGAUUGUCACAGUUCACUUGUGAUUUCUUUGAUAAAAAUAAAAAGGCUUGAGGAAGCAGAAAAGCUCUUUCGGAAAAUGCUUGCUGGUGAUGUCAAACCUGAUACUUUGGCAUCUAGUCUUUUGCUGAAGGAGCUCUGUACAAAGGAACGAGUAUUGGAUGGAUUCUACUUGCUUGAAGCAAUUGACAAUAUGGGAUGCUUGUCUUCUAUUGACUCCGAUAUAUAUUCUAUUCUCUUACUUGGCCUUUGUCAAAGAAGCCACUUGACAGAGGCCACAAAGCUGGCCAAGAUAAUGAUUAAGAAAUCAGUUCUGUUAAGACCUCUGUACAAAGAUAGUGUUAUUGUUUUCCUGGCAAAAUCUGGUGAAAAAGAUCUUGUGCACCAGUUGACUGGCAUGUGUAAGGGACUUUGACGAUAAAAUGUUUUAUGAAAGGGGUCAGAUUGAUUUUUAUUGGCAUUGUAUAGCAGCAACAGCACAUUCAGGGAAUGAGCUCAACUGGGAGCCUAGUAGAAUAUCAUGAAGGAGGAAAUGGGAGUUGGCCCCAUCAUGGACUUCAUCAUAUGUGGAAUGGCUCCAAGUUCCAACUUGCAUCAGCAACCUCCAUCAAAUGGCAUGCUUUGGAGAAAACACCAUCCUUUGUUAAUGGUGCUUGUGCUUCUUGUCUUCCACAGAUAUCCAGCUUUACUAGAACACCACCUCAUGCUGAGAGCAUCGCAUAUAGACCAUCAAGUGGGAUCAGCAUCAGUUGUUACAGCCUCACCCUGGGAAAGAUAACAUUCUUACUUGGGAGAGUCACCUAAUGCUCUGGUUAUAGAUUGGGUUCUGUAGGAAAUCCUGGUUUUCCUGGUAGCUGGGUGCUGCGUCCUCCUGAUUUUUCUUCUCAUAACAUAUUUCCUCAUGUUGGUGGGAAUGGUACAGAAUUGACAUCCAAUGCUGGGCAGGGCUAGCAGUUAUCACAUGUUUUCGCUGGGAAACUUCCCAUGAUUCCUGUUAGAACCAUGGAAGAAGAACAUAUGAUUGAUACUAAUAAGAGACCUAAAGUGUGGAAGGUUUAUGUUAGGAGGAGGGGAAGGAAGGAGUCAACUGCUAGUUAGUUGUUAAUAUGGUUAAUAGAUCCUACAAAUAAAGUUAGAUUCUGGAUUAAGGAGACUUCUGGUUUUUCUGAAAAUACUGUUAGGGGGAAUUAUUCUCUGUAUAGGAGCUAACAGCUCUGGGGGAUUCUUGUAAGCAUGAUUCUUUCUAAAGAUAUCAAUAAAAAUUGACAAUAUUCUUCAGU
Abrus precatorius (Indian licorice) is the source of this 2898-nucleotide messenger RNA. Its product is annotated as pentatricopeptide repeat-containing protein At5g47360. NCBI's taxonomy places the organism in Eukaryota, Viridiplantae, Streptophyta, Magnoliopsida, Fabales, Fabaceae. The record is from RefSeq and is a predicted model, not a curated record. Gene Ontology annotation, molecular function: protein binding. Bases 567 to 2033 code for a protein of 488 amino acids. The transcript has 4 exons.